GAGCUCCUGGCCCUCAUCAAGCAGGACGUCUUGAGCCAAGGCCUAGGCGCGGCCACCGACGACCAGGGCAAUCGAAUCAUCAUGGAGAUAAGCCAAGAGCGGUACUACCUCGACGACUCUCGUGAAUGGGUGGUGUCCUACGAAACGACACAACACAUCAACGACGAGACCCGAGUGGAAACCGUGCUCAACAUGCGGUUGGCUAGAGCCUACCUGUGGAGCCCGAAGCUCCCGCCUUUGGUUUUUGAGGUUCACGCCCCACGCAAGGGCGAGCCCUGCAUCGGCAUCGACGUGGUGAGGUGCCGCAAGAACGGGCUGGCCAACGCCCGCUUUCCGCUGCCCGUCUUCUGCACGUUGGACGAUGUGGUGGCAGCAAGGCCUGGUCACCUGGCCGACUUGACCUACGUGAGCCUGCGCACAGACGGCCGCGCAACAACCUUCUCGCAACUCCCGUACGUGGGAGAGGGCUGGUACGCAAAGCCGAUCACAGCUUUCCUGCUGGAAGCGGGCAUGGCCACCUGGGAAGAUUUCAAGUACUCCUUGGACGCAACCGCUCACGCGCAGCCUGAAUGCUUUCGGAAGGCGCUGAACGUUAUGGAGGGCGCUUGGCCUGCCGACGAAGAGCACUACGCGAAGUUGUCCGUGAACGCCCUCAUCGGCCUCUGGGCGAGGAACAUGGACCUGGUGUACACCAUGCGGACCAGUCAAAACGAAAUAGACGGAUUUGGCUGCCAGGAGCGGCGGGUCUUCUCGGUGUACCCGCCCACCAGCACGGACCCGGUAGCCGAGGAUGAAGUUCCGGUGGCACAGUACUGGGACUACAUCUGGAUCCGUCACCUGACCAGCAACUCCAGCCACAGACCCCUGCAUGACUUCGUCUUGGCUUCCGAGUACGUGGCCGUGGCCCGGAUCAAGCACCAUAUGCGGGCCGCGCUGUCCUCGUGCUUCAAGUGCAUUAAAACCGACUGCGUGGUGGCCCAGCGGAUACCCAAGAAACAUCAGCACCUCCUGCAGGAGCUCCAAGACCUAAGGCAUCCCGACGGAAGCAGCGUUUACCGGGUUGAGGAUGUCAAGCCGCUUAAAGGUCUCUUUCGAGAGCCGAGGCUGGCGGACCACGUCGUGCCGCCGGAGUUGCAAUGGACGGACAUCCCCGAUCCACUGACGCACUGCUUGGCUGGCGGCUCGCUGCUUCUAACUGGCCUGCCCCGGACAGGGAAAACCUACCUGGCCCGACGCAUUGUGGCAGCACUCCGGGAGCAAGGCCAAGCAGUACACCUCGUGGCGAAAACUCACUGUGCUGCACAAAACAUGGGGCAGGGCGCCCGCACGGCAGACCACUGGCUCCGAAAGUAUGUGCGCCACGGCAACGUGCGCUCCAUUGACUGGCUGGUAGUCGAAGAGAUCACGCAGCUGGGCACCGCGCUCUGGAACGACAUCGCUUGCCUGGCCCUCAACACCCGCAUACGCUUUCUGCUCCUGGGGGACUUCCGCCAAUUGCCCGCGGUGCUGGACAGCUUUGCCGGCGCCGAGGUUCAACGUGAACUCCAGCAAGCGCAGCUGAUCAAAACCCUGACGCGGGGCUACCGGCACGAGCUGGUGGAGAACCGGCGCAGCGACCAGGUUAUAUUCGACUUCUUGCGCUGGCUGCGCAUCGAUGAGCCCGAAGAAGCGCCGCUCAUCAGCGCACUCCGAGGCCUGGGCGCGGUUCCCAGAGCGACACACUACGCCCGACACGGCCUUGGCGAUCAGUCACCUCCACCGCAUGCAGCUGAACGAGCGGGUGAACCGCGCCAAGGCCCCGGAAGACGCCGUGCUCUUCGAGUACACUGGAGCCACAGGAGCCAAGAACCUGACCAACGAGCCACAGAGCAUGCGCAUCUGGCCGGGCCUCCGCCUCGUGGGCGCGGGCGGCAAGAUCUGCAAGGGAACGUUCGUGACGGGGCUGUGGAGCUAGAAGACGGGAUGCAGCUCAAACGGCAUGAGCUCUUCAAGCACACGCGCCUCCCACACGCUAUCACGUACGCAAGCUGCCAGGGCCUCACCCUCAGUGGACACGUGGCCCUCUGCGACACUUCGAACAAACACUUCACGCUCCGGCACCUGUACGUUGGGAGCUCCCGAGCGGCCUGGCCGCGUUCCUGUGGCUGGCGUGCCGGCCUCCGGAAGAAAGCCAUGAGGCUCCUCGAGCUCUUCAGCGGCACGAAGUCGAUUGGACGGGCCUUCGAGGCUAGGGGCUGGGAGGUGGUUUCCGUCGACCUGAAUCCCAAGUUCGAGCCGACGAUCUGCUGCGACGUCACGGAGCUCGACGAGACCGCUCUGGGGCGCUUCGACAUGGUCUGGGCGAGCCCUGUGUGCACCGAGUACUCCAUCGCCCUGACGAAGCGGCCCAGGGACCUCGAUGCGGGGGAUCGGCUGGUGCUCCGAGCGCUGGAGAUCAUUCGCAACCUGCGGCCCACAUACUGGGCCAUUGAGAAUCCGCAGACGGGGCUGCUGAAGACGCGGCCCUUCAUGCAGGGGCUGCCCUACAGCGACGUGUGCUACUGCAAGUACGGCUACAUGUACCGCAAGGCCACCAGGAUCUGGCACAACCUGCCCUGGACGCCGUCGCAGGGGAUGUGUCGCAAGGGCAGCCGCUGCGAGGCCUUUGCAAACGGCAUCCACCCCGAGGCCGCCCAGCGGGAGACCACCGCCGGGCGCCGCAACCAGCAGAGCCUGCGGCAGCUCUACAGCCUGCCGCCGCGGCUUUGCGAGGAGAUUGCCGCGGCGGCUUCUGGGUAA
Molecule: messenger RNA, 2778 nt
Organism: Symbiodinium necroappetens
Lineage: Eukaryota; Dinophyceae; Suessiales; Symbiodiniaceae
Source: the annotation of a GenBank genome assembly